AUCCGGAGCUCGGGACGCUAGGAUUCAGGCACAACCUCGAGAACCCCUGGAACAACGAGGAACAGGACAAAGAUUGAGGUGGCAUUGAGGUGGCCAACGUCAAAGUUCCAAUGUAAUCCGAAGCGAGGACUCUUCCAAGAACAUACUGCCUUUCUGGGACAAUGCGCUCCCAUGACUUCAUGAAGUCCGAUGAGGCCGAUCAAGCUGCAUGGGAAGCCGCAAAGGGCGCGGUAAGCGGCGCUGCCAAAUGGGGCGUGGCGACUGCCAUCCUUGGGGCCAUUGGCUAUGCUUGGUCGCCGGUGUACAGAGCGACAACUAUUCAGUUCAAGGUGUACAUACAAAUGUCGGGCAUGGUGCUGGGCAGCAUGAUCGAUGCCGACUCAAAGCUCAGAGAGUACGAGGCCAAGAUGAGGAUGCAGAGAAGGGUCCUGCGAGACAGGGCUAGAUGGCAACAGUACGAGGAAGAGCUUACAAGGGGAAAUGGCAAGUGAGUACUGCCACGCGAGGUGACACCUCGAUUCUGUAUCACUCAUGUAGGUUACUUAUUCAUACACUGAACCCAAUUCUCGUCCUCACGAGACGCUAUAACCAAUCCACACAUCGUCGCGCUGCAGGUGAA
Molecule: messenger RNA, 619 nt
Organism: Emericellopsis atlantica
Lineage: Eukaryota; Fungi; Ascomycota; Sordariomycetes; Hypocreales; Bionectriaceae
Exons: 3
Coding region: 162-491 (109 amino acids)
Source: RefSeq, a predicted model, not a curated record